Messenger RNA from Eriocheir sinensis (Chinese mitten crab), 836 nucleotides. Its product is annotated as tenascin-N-like. The transcript has 5 exons. Lineage: Eukaryota; Metazoa; Arthropoda; Malacostraca; Decapoda; Varunidae. The record is from RefSeq and is a predicted model, not a curated record. Gene Ontology annotation, molecular function: protein binding. The annotation marks the transcript as partial.
AAAAAGUGUGCCAGGCGGACCAGCGCCGAGUUGUACGAACUGCGCGGUAUCGAGCCCUGCGCCGUCUACGUGGUCACGGUGGUCUCCCUCUCGCCCUCGGGACUACCCAGCGACCCUCUGGAGUUUUACAUCAACAGUGACGAAGCAGACCCCGAGGCGCCCAGGAACGUGGAGGUGGAGCAGGUCACAGAAACCACCGUCAGCCUCACUUGGGACGACCCGCUCCACCGUGUUCUGUGCAUCGACAGGUACAUGAUUUCGUACGGCGAGGUCGAGUUGAUGAGGACGCAGGGGGAUCGAGGGGCCCACGUCACCCUCAGGCAGAACCAGGCCACUGUCUCGGAGCUUCUGCCGUGCACCAACUACACCUUCGUGGUAGCCGCCGUUUCUUUUACGGGAAAAGUCGGACCCGGUGCCCAGAGGAGCGCUGCGACACUAGAGAUGGAAGAUCCCAGCCCCGUGGAAGCGCUACUUGUCGAGCCCAACACCACCACUUCCCUGAAAGUCUCGUGGUCCACGGAUAGAGUCUGUGUCGACCACUUCUCCGUUUGCUACUACGAACACUCUGUACCGGAGAUAAAGUGUCAUGACGAAUACAACACUGAUACCAUCCUAGAGGACUUGUUCCUGUGCACUGAUUACAGCGUCAUCGUCACCGCCAUCACGCCUUCAGGAAGGGAAAGCGAGGAAACCUACAGCGGGGCCACGACUCUCGAAGUCACCCCUGGAGAGCCCCGGAACUUGAAGGUGCUGGAGAGGACGUCUCACACACUGCAGUUAAGCUUUCGACCCGCCGACCACUGGCAUCCAGUGCGUCAAUGAAUAUGACAUCCAGG